AAUAAAACAUAUCCUCGCUCAGAACUUCAAUGGAGGUACUUUGUAACGGCUGAUAAGAACUUGUUAUUGUUAAAAGAAUUUGUUUCGAAACUGUAAAUUGAUCUUUAAAUAAUAAUGCCUCAAAACGAGCACAUUGAUUUGGCACGCAAAAGAUAUGGAUAUCGACUUGAUCAUUUCGAGAGAAAGCGUAAGAAGGAAGCAAGAGAAGUACAUGAAAGGGCUGAACAUGCAAAGAAACUUCAUGGUCUGAGGGCAAAACUCUACAAUAAGAAGAGACAUGCAGAGAAAGUACGGAUGAAGAAAACCAUCAAAAUGCACCAGGAGAAGAAAAUGACGUCCAGGAAUGAAGACAAGGUCCCAGAAGGAGCUGUUCCAGCCUAUUUAUUGGACCGUGAAGGGCAGUCACGCGCGAAGAUUCUUAGUAACAUGAUCAAGCAAAAACGAAAAGAGAAGGCUGGAAAGUGGGUUGUCCCGUUACCAAAAGUUAAAGCGAUUGGGGAAAACGAAGUGUUUAAAGUGGUGAAAACCGGAAAAUCCAGACGAAAAGGAUGGAAACGGAUGGUGACCAAAGCUUGUUAUGUUGGCGAGGGGUUUACCAGAAAACCGCCGAAAUAUGAACGGUUUAUUAGACCAAUGGGGCUCAGAUUUAAGAAGGCGCAUAUCACGCAUCCAGAGCUCAAGGCAACGUUUUGUCUUCCGAUCAUUGGAAUAAAAAAGAAUCCACAAUCGCCAAUGUACACUUCGCUUGGUGUUAUCACCAAAGGAACAGUCAUUGAGGUCAAUGUUAGUGAGCUUGGUUUGGUAACGCAAGGCGGAAAAGUUGUCUGGGGAAAAUACGCACAAGUUACGAACAAUCCCGAAAACGAUGGAUGCAUCAACGCUGUUUUACUCGUAUAGUGAUUCCUAGAGGUUGGUUAAGAUGAUGAAAAAGGUCAAAGAUAUGUUAAAAUGACACGAUGGAAGGUGGAUUAAAUGACUUGUUUUUGUCGUGCUCUUCUGCAACCUUGUAGGUUUAUUUGCUGGUGAAAUUCAACUAAAUUUGGUUAAAUUUUUUACUGCGAAAGAGUUGUUCAAAACAUGUGAAUUUUUUAUUGACUGA
Xenia sp. Carnegie-2017 is the source of this 1099-nucleotide messenger RNA. RefSeq names its product ribosome biogenesis protein NSA2 homolog. The coding region runs from base 115 to 897 and encodes 260 amino acids. Gene Ontology annotation, cellular component: nucleolus; preribosome, large subunit precursor. The transcript is spliced from 11 exons. The record is from RefSeq and is a predicted model, not a curated record. NCBI's taxonomy places the organism in Eukaryota, Metazoa, Cnidaria, Anthozoa, Malacalcyonacea, Xeniidae. Gene Ontology annotation, biological process: maturation of 5.8S rRNA; maturation of LSU-rRNA.